Messenger RNA from Hevea brasiliensis (rubber tree), 1661 nucleotides. Its product is annotated as cytochrome P450 81Q32-like. The transcript is spliced from 2 exons. Bases 1 to 1533 code for a protein of 510 amino acids. NCBI's taxonomy places the organism in Eukaryota, Viridiplantae, Streptophyta, Magnoliopsida, Malpighiales, Euphorbiaceae. The record is from RefSeq and is a predicted model, not a curated record. Gene Ontology annotation, molecular function: oxidoreductase activity, acting on paired donors, with incorporation or reduction of molecular oxygen; heme binding; monooxygenase activity.
AUGGAGUAUAUGUUUUUCUGUCUGGUUUCGGCUCUUCCCUUUCUUCUUCUUGUCUUAAACUUUUGGUUAAGAACAAGCACACAACACAGAAACCUCCCACCAAGCCCGCCUGCUCUUCCAAUUAUAGGUCAUCUCCAUCUGGUCAACCUUCCCCUCCAUCGAUCUCUCCAUACUCUUUCACAUAAAUAUGGUCCAAUAAUUUCUCUCCGUUUCGGUUCCUGCCGAGUUAUGGUUGUAUCAUCACCGUCCGCGGUGGAAGAAUGCUUCACCACAAAUGACAUCGUUUUCGCCAAUCGUCCUCCCUUUACCUUAAGCAAGUACGUUUCAUACAAUAACACCACCCUUGCAACAGCCCCAUAUGGCGACCACUGGCGCAACCUUCGCCGCAUAAGCACUCUUGAAGUUUUCUCAUCAACUCGUCUCAACGUGUUCACAGGCAUCCGGAGAGACGAAAUCAAGAUUUUCCUGAACAAACUCUAUAGUGUCUCAAGCCAUGAUUUUGCUAAGGUAGAGUUGAAACCAAUGCUCAUGGAGCUAACUUUUAACAUAAUCAUGCGCAUGGUCGCCGGGAAGCGGUACUACGGCGAGGAAGUGACUGGAAUGAACAAGGCAGAGGCAGAGCAAUUCAGGGAGAUGAUGACAGAGAUUUUUGAAUACGCUGGAGCCUCAUAUGUUGGAGAUUUCUUGCCUUUCUUGCAGUGGAUCGACUAUCAGGGUUUUUUGAAGAAAGCGAUGAGACUUGGCAAAAGAACUGAUAGAAUACUUCAGAAUCUUAUUGACGAGCAUCGGUGUGAUGGCAAGGCAGGUUCUGACAGAAGGGACAAUACCAUGAUCGGUCAUCUUCUUUCUUUGCAAGAAUCACAACCAGAAUAUUAUGCAGAUGAAAUUAUCAAGGGCCUGGUUCUGGAUAUUCUAUUUGGUGGUACCGAAACCUCGGCUGUGACAUUAGAAUGGGCAAUGUCCAAUCUACUUAAUCAUCCAGAAGUUUUGGAGAAAGCAAAAAAAGAAUUGGACUUACAGAUUGGUGAAGAACACUUUAUGGAAGAAUCUGAUCUUUCCAAGCUACCGUAUCUUCAGAAUAUCAUAGCAGAGACCUUGAGAUUGCAUCCAGCAGGUCCAUUGCUUAUUCCACAUUUAUCAUCCCGAGAGUGUAGUGUUGGAGGAUACCAUGUGGAACCCAACACGAUGCUGCUUGUUAAUGUGUGGGCUAUACAUAGGGAUUCUGAGUUUUGGGACGAUGCAAAUGAGUUUAAACCUGAGAGGUUUGAGAGUCGAACAGGCCAAGGAUCCGAGGCUUAUAAGUUUUUGCCAUUUGGCUCUGGAAGGAGGUCGUGUCCUGGUGUGGGUCUUGGAAAUCGUGUUGUAGGUUUUUGUUUGGGGUCUAUGAUUCAUUGCUUUGACUGGAAAAGGGUAAGUGACAAGGAAAUUGACAUGUCUGAAGGAAUUGGACUCACCAUGCCUAAGGCUGAGCCACUGGAGGCAAUGUGCAAGGCUCAUAAUAUCAUGAAGAAUGUGCUAUCUUCUUCUCUAUGAAGCCGAUCAAUCUAAUAAUUUUGACAAGUCGAAUUCCUAAAAUUUUUUUCUUGAUAUGUAAUAUAUUAAUUCCCGUGUAUUAGUGUUGUAUGCUCUUCAUUUUAUAUAUGGUUACAAAACCCUUUUUU